Macrosiphum euphorbiae (potato aphid) is the source of this 4035-nucleotide messenger RNA. The record is from the annotation of a GenBank genome assembly. Lineage: Eukaryota; Metazoa; Arthropoda; Insecta; Hemiptera; Aphididae.
AUGUCGCUGACCGCAGGAGAUCGGGAGCGACUCGAGCGAUUACUAAAACGAAAUAUUUAUAAACGAGACCAAGCCGUGGAGCAAAUUUCGAUUUUAAUGGGUGUUGUUAAUAGCACAAAAAGUGAACAGGCCGAUAUCGCGAUACUGCAACCGAGACUGGAUGAUCUUGAAAUGUUAAUUACCGACGUCCGUCUCUAUCAAGAUUCGAUUUUAGACGGGUUUAUCGAACUCGACCGCGAUAGUGAAUUCAUUACAACACACCACCCGAUAGGAAAACUCGCAUUAGAACAAUAUUAUACCAUAAAAUCUAUAUGCAAUGAAAUUGGUUUAACUAAGCAGAAUCCAGUUUCACCACCUACCACACGAAAUAUUCAACUACCAAGAAUAGAAUUGCCGUCGUUCGACGGAAAUAUUCUACAUUGGCGAGCCUUCCGUGACACAUUCGUAUCUUUAGUGCAUGACAAUGAUCAAGUACCACCGAUUCAAAAAUUCCAUCAUCUAUUGUCUGCCGUAUCAGGUUCGGCGGCUGCUACGGUAAAAUCGGUUCCAUUGAUUGAAGCCAAUUAUCCAAUUGUAUGGCAAAAUUUGAAUGAUCGCUUCGACAAUAAACGUGUGCUUUUGGGUGCACAUAUGGAUACGCUUUUUCGAGUUUCUCCUAUAAAAACCGAAUCUCUUGUGGAGUUAAACAGUUUCUUAACUACAUUCCAGGAAAAUAUAGAAGCGAUAAAUGCGCUCGAAGUCGAUGAUUUUCCUGGUUUCUUUUUAUUUUAUCUUGCGGCUCGUAUAUUGGAUCCUGUAACUCGUCAGGCAUUUGAAUUUGAAUAUCACGCCGCUGAAGUACCUACUUUCGACAUGUUGGCUGAGUUCUGUCCAAAGUUCAUCCAGCAGAACGCGAAACAACGUUUUCGGCUUGUGAAAUCAAACAGGUUAUGUACGAACUGCUUAAGUUCGUCCCAUAAAACGUCUGACUGCGAAUCGACAUAUACCUGUCGUCACUGUGCACUCAAACACCAUUCUUUAUUACACCUGGAGACCGCACAAACGCGAAAAAAUUCCUGUCCUACGAAUAAAAGUAACAACGUUAAUCAAUCGACACCCACGCCCUCGGCUACACCCGUACCAACCGUGUCUAAUACGACCGACAGUGUGCCGUUUGUGGGGACGUCUAGUUCGAAAACCAACGUAGUACUGGGUACAGCGGUUAUACGCAUACGUAAUAACUGUGGGCAAUUAUCUCCCGUUCGUGUGCUUAUUGAUACUGGGUCACAAAUAUCCGUCAUUACUACUGCGUGCGUAUCAAGAUUGGGAAUCAAACGUAGGCAUUGUAAUACCGCGGUAACUGGUUUGUCACAAACAUCGGUAUCUACAACAAAGGGCUCAACUAAUUGUACUUUACUACCACGUCACUCGACAUCACCAGAAAUUUAUUGUGAACCUGUAAUUUUGUCUAGGAUUACUGGACCGAUGCCGAACGUACUAUUACCUAGUAACAUUCGUACCACCUAUUCGCAUUUAACGCUUGCCGACCCUCAUUUUGACGUACCAGGUCAUAUCGAUUUCUUGCUGGGCGCAGAUAUUUACCCGUAUAUACUAGGACAAUCUUGUCAGGUACUACAUACCUCAAAUUGUCCAUCAGCUUUCGAAACACGUUUAGGGUGGAUAAUAGUGGGUCAAUCUUCUGCGGACUCGCGUACACCCCCGGUUUCCUUAUUGUUGACACCGGAGCCUUCGAUAGACCAUCUAAUCCAGCAGUUCUGGGCCGUCGAAGAACCAGUACCAACGAACAGUACGUUCACUACCGACCAACAGUGUGAAGACCAUUUUAUUCGUACAACAACUCGCGAUAGUACAGGUAGAUACUCAUUAGCACUACCAUUCAGUAUUGACCCAUCGUGUCUUGGCGAUUCUCGGGACAUGGCGAUAUCACGGUUCUAUAAUUUGGAACGUAAAUUGUUAAAAGACCCGCAGGACGAAAUCACCGAGAUGCUCGGCCGAGGUGGUUUUGAGUUAAAAAAAUGGUCGUCAAACUGUAAAGAAUUACUCUCUAAAGUUCCAAAUGAAGAUCAAGCUAAUAGUUUGUGUUUUGAUCCUAAAGACGAUGCGGGAGUAAGAAUACUUGGAUUACAUUGGAAUCCAGCUGCCGACACCUUUACCUAUCAUACGUCCUCCAUAAUAUCUAAUAUUCAUACCAAAAGAUCAGUGUUGUCAACGAUCGCCAAACUAUAUGAUCCUCUUGGUGCUCUUGCUCCCAUCAUAUUUUGGGCCAAAUGCUUCAUGCAGUUACUCUGGCAAGCGGGUCUUCAAUGGGACGAGCCAUUACCGUCACACUUAAUUGACCUGUGGAAACAGUACGAGUCUGAAUUGCACAUGGUCUCGGGGAUAAAAAUUUGUCGCCAUAUUCCCACCGAGAAGCUCACUAGCGUGCAACUUAUUGGUUUUUCAGAUGCAUCGGAGAAAGGUUAUGCCGCCGUGGUCUAUUUGCGCACUAUUCACCAGGACGGGCGUGUACUAAUACAUUUUAUUACUGCCAAAUCAAAGGGGCCUCCGUUUUUAAAAUUACCGGACUCUGAAUGGCCAAUCACAUCGUUCAAACCAAUUCAACCAUCACACUUGCCAGAUUAUUCGGAUCCAACAAACGCGUGCUUAAUGGUGGUGCCGGAAAAGGAAGUUGAAUGGUUCACACGUUUUUCGUCAUUGAAACGUAUGCAACGCGUCACCGCCAUCAUGUAUCGGUUUAUAAGGCAUACGCGCACGAACCGUGUCCCAUACGUCGCACCCAAAUAUAUAUAUGACCCUAUCUCCGGUGAAGAAAUUUCGAAUGUGAUGGUACCGAUCAUUCGUAUGACACAAUCAGUACACUUCGUAAGUUUGUUGAGGAUCCUACAAGUACCAACUGCAAAGAUAGUUCCUCGUUCAAUUGCCCAACUUGCGCCGUUUAUUGAUAAAAACAACAUUAUACGGGUGGGUGGACGACUCCGAAAUGCAUUGGUAUCACCAGAAACAAAAAACCCAAUAUUGUUGCCAAAAUCAAAAGUACAAAAAAGAAAAGUUCUAUGGAAUAAAUGGGACAAAAAAUAUAAAGACAGGGUAGUUUCUGACAAGGCAUGGGAUGAAGUAGCUAAAAUAACAAAAAUGACAACGAUACAUACUUCGAUGACUAUAUUUGAUACAGCAGUCUUUGAAAUUCGAAAUGUUAGCGCUAACUGUCGAAAUGCUAAUCCUGUGGCCAAAGGAAGACGUGAAAAAAAAUGGAGAGGUUUACGGGACACAUUUUUGAGGGAAAAGAAAAAAGUUAAAAAAAGUCGUUCCGGAGAUUCACAAGAAGGCGCUGAGGUGUAUUUAGGAAAAUGGUCCCAUUAUAAAUUGAUAAUGUUUUUAAAAGACACAACUAAUCCGAGAAUUUCAGAUGGUAAUAUUUCAGGCGAAGAAGAUUCACUUCAAGAAUGUCCUGACACUGAUGGUGGCCAUGAUAAUGAUAUAGACCAUAUUGAUAACGAUGACUCAAAUACUAUGAAUAUAUUUAAUGUGUCGGAAACUGAAACAGAAACUAGGCAAAGAAUUGAAUGUAUUCCAACAUUUGAAUCAUGCAGUACACCAUCAAUAUCAAUGUCAACAACAAACUUAUCUAGCAAUUCUGAUCACACACUACCUCGCAAGAAAAAAAAAAAUGAAGAUAAAUAUUUAGAAGAUUUACUGAACAUUGAGAGUCAAAAAGUGGCAUUUUUAAAGCAGUCUUAUAACAAUAAUGUAACCACUUCAGAAAUCGAUGAAGAUAUGUCAUUUUUUCAGUCUCUAAUUCCAUAUUUUAAAAAAUUAGAUCCAAUCCAAAAGCUUCGAGUUAGAAAUAAGUUUCAAAAUAUUUUAAUAGAAGAACUAUCUCCGAUUCGAGAACAGGUAUUAAAUGUUUCAAAUAUACCACCAUACAUCGCAGAAUCUACUCCAGAUCCUCAACUAUCAGUUUCAUCAUACAACGCUCAGCAAUAUACUUCACAAGAACCAGGUUAUCAUUACAUUCACUCAUCUAAUGUUCAAUAA